Pyrus x bretschneideri (Chinese white pear) is the source of this 2278-nucleotide messenger RNA. Its product is annotated as protease Do-like 9. Gene Ontology annotation, molecular function: serine-type endopeptidase activity; protein binding. NCBI's taxonomy places the organism in Eukaryota, Viridiplantae, Streptophyta, Magnoliopsida, Rosales, Rosaceae. Bases 225 to 1994 code for a protein of 589 amino acids. The record is from RefSeq and is a predicted model, not a curated record. The transcript has 8 exons. Gene Ontology annotation, biological process: proteolysis.
AGAACUCAUAAAAGUUUCAGUUUUGAAAGAGUGGCCUUAGCAUUUGUCUUAUUUUACACAUUUCACCCUCCCUCCGAUUGCCCUGCACCGUCUUUUUCCCGCAAUUUCUUCCCCUUUCUGUCCUUCUCCAUCUAAAUCCGACCAGUAUUUACGCCCACCCCCUCCUUUUGCAGACACACAGAAAACAAACCCUUUAAACUUUCAGAAUUCAACAAAAGCCCCAAAUGGGCAAACGAGGCCGCAAGCCCAAAACCCCCACCCGGGAAACCCUAGAUUCACCCGCCACCGCCAUCGCAUCGCCACCGCCACCGCCGGUUACGACGGCCACAACCGCAGUCGACGACGUAUUCUCCGUCAGCAACGUCGAGAUUAUCGAGCAGCCUCAAUCCUCUCAGCCCCAACACGGAGGUCGCCGCCGCGGUCGACCCAAGAAGCUCCAAAAGCUCUCCGACAAUCCCGAGGCCAUGGCCCCUUCCCGGAGGAUCCCUCGGGCGGUCGACAAUGGCGACCACAAGGGGGCGGUGGGCCCGUUGGUGACGGUUUCGGAUCCUGGUGAGGCGUGGGAGGCCGUGGCGAGGGUGGUGCCCGCCAUGGAUGCGGUCGUGAAGGUGUUUUGUACGCAUACAGAGCCGAAUUUCUCGCUGCCAUGGCAGAGGAAGAGGCAGUACAGCUCGAGCAGCAGUGGUUUUGUGAUUGGUGGGAGGAGGGUGCUGACCAAUGCGCACUCUGUGGAGCAUUAUACGCAGGUCAAGCUCAAGAAGCGUGGCUCUGAUACUAAGUACUUGGCUACUGUUCUCGCCAUUGGCACCGAGUGCGAUAUUGCCAUGCUUACUGUUGACGACAAUGAGUUUUGGGAAGGAGUGUCACCAGUGGAGUUUGGGGAUUUGCCUGCGCUUCAAGAUGCCGUUACAGUUGUGGGUUACCCAAUUGGGGGAGACACAAUUUCAGUGACGAGUGGUGUUGUGUCACGAAUAGAGAUUCUGUCCUAUGUUCAUGGGUCUACUGAACUUCUGGGUUUGCAGAUAGAUGCGGCCAUAAACUCUGGAAACUCAGGUGGGCCUGCUUUUAAUGACAAGGGAAAUUGCGUCGGUAUCGCAUUUCAGUCCCUUAAACAUGAAGAUGCGGAGAAUAUUGGUUAUGUCAUACCAACACCAGUCAUUAUGCACUUCAUCCAAGAUUAUGAAAAGAAUGGAGCAUAUACAGGAUUUCCAAUUCUCGGAAUUGAGUGGCAGAAGAUGGAAAAUCCUGAUUUGCGUAUGGCAAUGGGCAUGAAACCUGAUCAGAAGGGUGUUCGUAUAAGAAGAGUUGAUCCCACUGCUCCGGAAUCUCAGGUUCUGAAGCCAUCUGAUAUCAUUCUCAGUUUUGAUGGAGUUAAGAUUGCCAAUGAUGGAACAGUUCCUUUCCGGCAUGGAGAACGCAUAGGUUUUAGUUACCUUGUCUCUCAGAAAUAUACUGGAGAUAAUUCAGCGGUUAAAGUUCUGCGCAAUUCUGAGAUUCUGAAUUUUGACAUCAAACUUGCAUCCCACAAAAGGCUAAUCCCAGCACACAACAAGGGCAGACCUCCUUCAUAUUAUAUAAUUGCAGGAUUUGUUUUUACAGCUGUGUCUGUUCCCUAUCUUCGAUCUGAGUAUGGAAAGGAAUAUGAAUUUGAAGCUCCUGUCAAGCUUUUGGACAAAAUGCUGCAUUCAUUGCCACAAUCACCGCAUGAGCAGCUCGUCGUCGUUUCGCAGGUGCUUGUGGCUGACAUCAACAUCGGUUAUGAAGAAAUAGUUAACACCCAGGUCAGGAAUUGUUCUUACUUAAACGGUAAGCCUGUGAAGAACCUUAAGAACUUGGCAAGCAUGGUAGAGAGCUGCGAGGACGAAUUUUUGAAAUUUGAUUUAGAAUACCAACAGGUGGUUGUCCUCCGAACAAAAACUGCUAAAGCAGCUACUCUGGAUAUUCUUGCUACACAUUGCAUACCCUCAGCAAUGUCCGAUGAUCUGAAGACUUGACGUUGGACCGAACGCAUGCGGAUUUUUGUAGCCCCUUCUCUACAAGGUCCCAAAUAGCAACGGUGGGACUCUGGAGGAGGGUAGGCAUACUGGCUAUAGAUAACUCAAUUGAGUAUGUGCAGCUCCCUCGUUGAGAUCGUUGUAUUUAACCCUUGUUUCAAAGGGCUGGAUGUAACCAUAUGAGGGCAUAAAAUUGAAGAAUCGCCGUCAAAUUUUGUUUCUUUUUACGAGUUCCCUAUAAAUCAUGAGGCACAUGUUUAACUGCUAGUGCUUUACUCUCUUUA